Molecule: messenger RNA, 1950 nt
Organism: Serpula lacrymans var. lacrymans S7.9
Lineage: Eukaryota; Fungi; Basidiomycota; Agaricomycetes; Boletales; Serpulaceae
Exons: 3
Coding region: 160-1218 (352 amino acids)
Biological process (GO): regulation of cyclin-dependent protein serine/threonine kinase activity; G2/M transition of mitotic cell cycle
Cellular component (GO): nucleus; cytoplasm; centrosome
Molecular function (GO): cyclin-dependent protein serine/threonine kinase regulator activity
Source: RefSeq, a predicted model, not a curated record
GUUGGACCAGGCAGGACUGAGACUGCAUUACCCCCACACCGUACCCGUGCACCCAUUGCACGUACCCAGAAGUCAUCGGUCUUCAAGCGUAUUUCGCGGCAGGAGACCGCUGUACCUGUAGUCAUCCCCACUGAAGUAGAAGAAGUGGCGGAAAGUGAAAUGGAAAUUGAAACCCAACCUCAAGAUGAAGAACUUGAAGAAGAAACCAGCAUCAUCCAUGACAGAGACGAUAUGGACGAUGUGCGGGAAUCUGAUAGCGACGAGCAAGAAGUGGAGAAGGCCGCGAGUAUCCAUUCUCCUCGCAUGUGGCCGGACGUCGAUACCGAGCGAGCAGUGAAGUAUUAUCAAGAAAUAGAAGCGGUCAAAAAGACGUUCGAAGAUGAAGUAGACUUUUUUGACACCACGAUGGUCACAGAAUAUGCAGAGGAUAUCUUCAAGUACAUGUCCGAUCUAGAGGAGGACGUCAUGCCGAACCCAGAUUAUAUGUCUGGUCAAAACGAAAUUUCCUGGUCUAUGCGGCAAACACUUGUCGACUGGCUGCUCCAAGUCCACCUGCGAUACCACAUGCUACCCGAAACGCUAUGGAUAGCUGUCAACAUUGUUGACCGUUUCCUUACUAGGCGUGUUGUGUCCCUCGUCAAGCUCCAACUUGUCGGCGUUACAGCGAUGUUCAUCGCUGCGAAGUAUGAAGAAAUCCUAGCUCCUUCCGUAGACGAGUUUGUUUUCAUGACUGAAAACGGCUACUCAAAAGAGGAGAUUCUCAAAGGGGAGCGUAUCGUAUUGCAAACGCUCGACUUCAAAGUGUCGCAAUAUUGCUCACCAUACAGCUGGAUGCGACGGAUCAGCAAAGCAGACGACUACGACAUUCAAACCAGAACGUUAGGGAAGUUCUUGACAGAAGUGACGUUGUUGGAUUAUCGAUUCCUGAGAUGCAAACCCAGUCUUAUCGCUGCGGUUGGAAUGUAUAGUGCAAGGAAGAUGUUGGGCGGAGACUGGAACGAGGCAUUCGUGUAUCAUUCAGGUUUUGUCGAGGAACAAUUGGAGCCUGGACACCAGUGGAUAGCCGAUAAAUUGCUAGAAGAAAACUUCCACCAGCAAUAUGUUUGCCAGAAAUACGGGCACAAGAAGUUCCUCAAAGCAUCUGUUUUUGCCAUCGAGUGGGCCAAGGCUAAUGCCGCUAGUGGGGGUUCUGACGAGCAAGUGAUGCUCAAGAAGUGAACUCUUCCUUUGCCCUUCCUGGCGUUGUUCGACAUUUACCUCAUAUCAUCGUCCCUUUGUCUUUGUGCUUGACCUACUGUUUCUCAUAUUCUCCAUCAUCCUUGCAAUCUCAUUUUGUUUGAUUAUCCACAUCAACUAUGUCUCCAUCCGUCUAUGUCUGUUUUGCUCUUAAACUGCUAUCGGCCUGUGAUUCAUGCAUUUCAUCCCCAAAACAUUUUCUACUUCCCCUCUUUUCCCUGCCCCCUAUUCGUUCGUAACACCGCGUUCACGAUCACUUAAUCAUUUGACGAGACACAUCUUACAUUGCGGACCUGUUUGCUAUGUCUCUAUGAUUGUGUCACCUAUGCCUCUCCUUUUCAUAUCUCUACCCUUGAUCCAGACCCCCACCUUCUAUCCCGCAGCAUCAUCAUUCGUACAUACGUAUGUCAUGCAUCCUACUCCACCCCAGUCUUUCCUCUAUCUUUUGCUUUGUUUAACCUUAACUCGACUUCAUCUCGACUUGUUUUAUCAUCACCAUCUAUUCUUUUACACCUUAUUCUCCAUCGUUACCUGCAGGUGACGUUCUAUUUCUGGGUUUACAUAUUUUUCAGCUAUUUUCUCCCAUUACUUCAUAUUUCGUUCACCGGUUUUUGGUCGAAUAGUGCGGUCGCAAGGCAUUAGUUCUGCGAUCCUGAAGCGUAGAUACUGUAUGGUAUAGCUGCGCAGGACGCGUUGUCGUCGUCUCUUUUUCCC